CUUUUUGCCUACUUUUCAUAUCAUAUAAAUUACUAGUUUUAUUUCCAGAGAGGUUCCCAAGAAAGUCAUAUAUCUGCAGACACCAUAGCUAUAUGUCUGAGUGAUAUUGGACAACGGCAGCUAUUCACGAAGACGGGAUACUAUAGGUCAACACUGGUAGCCAUCAAGCCAAUAUGUAAGACUGGGCGUAUAGAAAUAACAAAACCACUUCUUAUGGAAUUUAAAAAGAUCCGCGAUAUACAGAGUGACCAUAUAGUCCGCUUCAUAGGGGCGUGUAUAGACACGCCAAAUCAGUGUAUUCUGUCGGAAUAUGCUCAAAAGGGAAGCUUAGAGGAUGUUUUAGAAAAUGAACAAAUCAAACUUGAUUGGAUGUUCCGCUAUUCACUGAUGCAGGAUAUUGUCAGGGGCAUGGCGUAUUUGCAUUCAAGUGACAUGAAGUCGCAUGGCAAUUUAAAAACCUCAAACUGUGUCGUAGAUAGUAGGUUUGUCUUAAAAAUUACAGACUUUGGUCUCCAUUCACUCAGAAGUGUCCAAUCUCAUGACGAGGAUGUCGAAUCAUACCAAUAUUACGCUAAGAAAUUGUGGACGGCUCCUGAAUUGAGUCGGAUGCAGAACAGGCCGCCAGAAGGCACACCGAAGGGAGAUGUCUAUAGUUUUGCUGUGAUAUGCCAGGAGGUUGUGUAUAGACAGGGACCAUUUUGGGUGGAAAACAUGGAACUGGGUCCCGAUGAAAUCUACAAAAGGAUACAGAGUGGAAGCAAACCAUAUUUCCGUCCCACAAUGGAAGACUACGAAUGCAGUGAUGAUCUGGCCAAUCUGAUAAAACGAUGCUGGUCGGAAGAUCCGAUUGAACGACCAGACUUCCAACAACUGAAAACAAUUAUAAGAAAAAUUAAUAAAGCUGGAGAUAGUGGAAAUAUAUUAGACAACCUUCUAUCUCGUAUGGAACAAUAUGCCAACAACCUCGAGUCUCUUGUGGAGGAGCGAACGGCAGAUUACUUAGAAGAAAAGAAAAAAGCAGAGAACCUUCUUUACAUGAUGCUUCCAAGGGCGGUUGCCGCCUCACUUAUAAGAGGCGACCCAGUGCAACCUGAAAAGUUUGAUAGUGUUACCAUUUACUUCAGUGAUAUUGUUGGAUUCACAAAAAUGUCUUCUACCAGUACUCCUAUGGAGGUGGUUCAGUUCUUAAACGAUCUCUACACUUUAUUCGAUUCCAUAAUAGAAAACUACGACGUUUACAAGGUUGAGACAAUUGGGGACGCUUACAUGGUUGUGUCGGGAUUACCGAUUAGGAACGAAAAUAGACAUGCUGCAGAAAUAGCACGGAUGUCAAUCGCCUUACUUAAUGCAGUUAAAACGUUCAGAAUUCGACAUAAACCAGAUGAGCAGCUCAAAUUGAGAAUAGGAAUGCACACAGGGUCGUGUGUGACAGGUGUAGUAGGCCUCAAAAUGCCACGGUACUGCCUCUUUGGGGAUACGGUAAAUACAGCUAGUAGGAUGGAAUCUAAUGGAGUCGCUAUGAGAAUUCAUGUGAGCCCGUUCACUGAGGUGCUUCUAAGGGAGUUCAAUACUUUUGACCUAGAGUUAAGAGGGGAGGUAGAAAUGAAGGGUAAGGGGAAGGUAACUACAUAUUGGUUGAAUGGAGAACUAGAGGUAGAUGAAAAUACAAACACAAAGGAUAAACAAUAUACCAAAACAAACAUUAUAGGAAACAAUACAAAUAGUAACAGUUCACAUUCGUUAAAUCUUAAAACAGAACUGCAUAAUAGUAAAAACAAUUUAAUGGAAAAUCAGAACCAUAUAAACUUGAAAAAUACGUAUAUAUGAUACGUGUUUAGCACGUGGUAUAUAUCAUGUAAUUAAAUUCAUGUGGAAAUGCUCACGCCCUUGGUCGAUAGAUGGCGUGCUUAUGCCAAAGGACAGUGUAGUGUGAUUUCAUUAAAAUAAUGUUAUUCGCCUCACAGUAUAACGAUUUUUACUGUGAUAUAUGUGUGUUAGAUGACAAUACCUCCCCCAAGUAGGCACUGCACAAUUCGGAAGUGCGCGGUAUAGGAUAACACAUGGUCAGAUAAGACUUUAUCUACGUAUUGAAGGAACUCCAUUACUGUCAAGGACAUAGAACAAUUGGAAAUCAACUGAGUCGAUAUCUGCCACAAUUAAACCAUGAAACGUCCAGUCAUCGGCCGAACAGUCGGGACGAUAUGAAUACUACCUUAAAGCCAUUAAUGACUUAUACAGUAUCUGUUCCAGAUAACAAAUUGGAAUACACGGCAAAUAUAAUUUUCUGGACCAUUGAGAACUUUGAACGAAGUCAAUGGUGGUUUCCAGACGUUGUAUUAUACAUACUUGUACAUUUAUAACUUAGAACUAUAGUGACAUGAAAAGGAUUAUUACAACCAGCAAUUGGUGGAGAAUAAAUAAGCAUUAAAAGGUAUUUUAGUUUGAGUGAUAAAAUAGCAUUAUUAAAGAGUUAUAUAAGGACAUAUGUGUACAAAAUGUGUGAACAUUUACUUGCUUACAAAAGUCAGUAGUCAAUAAAAAAGUUGCAUGGUCCUUUAUCAACUAUAACAUUUUCCAUUAUUUGUAUCAUUAAACUGCAUUCUCGGUAUAUUGGGUAACUAUUUUAAAUAUCUAGUGGAAAUCCUAAGAAUUGACGAGAAUGUAAAAUGGUAAGAGAAUAUUAAAAC
Messenger RNA from Owenia fusiformis, 2687 nucleotides. NCBI's taxonomy places the organism in Eukaryota, Metazoa, Annelida, Polychaeta, Sabellida, Oweniidae. The record is from the annotation of a GenBank genome assembly.